Messenger RNA from Malaclemys terrapin pileata, 3612 nucleotides. RefSeq names its product transmembrane protein 68-like. Gene Ontology annotation, cellular component: membrane. The transcript has 8 exons. Lineage: Eukaryota; Metazoa; Chordata; Testudines; Emydidae. Bases 316 to 1308 code for a protein of 330 amino acids. Gene Ontology annotation, molecular function: acyltransferase activity. The record is from RefSeq and is a predicted model, not a curated record.
GUCCGGCGCGUGUCGCACCCAAUGGAGUCCGGAGGAUUUUGCCUCAGAGAGGAGGUGGUGCCGAUACUACCCGUCUCCCUGAGCCGACCCCGGGGGCGAGGGGAGCCGCCCUGGCGGGACCCGGACUCCGCGGGGGCGGCAGGUGGAGGAGCAAACCCGAAGCAGGGCUAGAGUCGCAGCCGCUGCCGGAGCGAGGUUUCCAGGUGGAUUUAAUGGUUCCUAAAUGACUUGGCAUCUGCCUGUUUGAGACACUUUUCAGUCCUGUGUCAUCCUGCUGCAACUGUGGUUAGUGGAUUACCUGUGAGCUUCAAUGAGAUGAUACAUAGAAAUGAAUCCUGUACUUCAGGGCAGGUACCUACAAGCUACUUAUGCUGCCUGAUUUACAUAUUGGAAGAAUGGACUGGUGUGGAGUACCUUGAGGACUAUCUGAAUUAUGUGGCCUACCUUUUAUGGGUGUUUACUCCACUCAUAAUAGUUUUUAUACUUCCUGGGCUUAUCCUCCUCCUCCUCUACAUUUCCAUUAUUUUACUUUAUGUUUAUAAGAGGAAGAAUGAACUAAAAGAGGCUUAUUCCAAUGAUAUCUGGGAUGGUGCAAGGCAAAUGGUGGCAACUUUAUGGGAUGGACAUGCAAGAAUAUGGCACGGUUAUGAGGUUCAUGGUCUGGAAAAAAUACCAGAAGGACCCGGGCUUGUUGUUUUUUACCAUGGCGCAACUCCUAUAGACUAUUUCUACUUCUUGGCUAAACUCUUUAUACUGAAGAACAGAAUGUGCUAUACAGUAGCUGAUCACUUUGUCUUUAAAUUACCAGGGUUUAAACUUUUACUUGAUGUGUUUGGAGUUAUGCAUGGACCAAAGGAAGAAUGUGUUAAAGCUCUGAAGAAUGGCCACUUGGUGGCUAUCUCGCCAGGUGGAGUUAGAGAAGCACUCUUUAGUGAUGAAAACUAUGUUCUUGUAUGGGGUAAUCGUACGGGCUUUGCUCAGGUGGCCAUUGAUGCAAAAGUGCCCAUCAUUCCUAUGUUCACACAAAAUGUUCGGGAAGGAAUUAGGACAUUAGGAGGAAUAAGAUUAUUUAGGUUGAUAUAUGAACGUCUUCGAUUACCCCUUGUUCCUAUAUAUGGAGAGUUUCCAGUCAAAUUUCGUACAUACAUUGGAGAUCCUAUUCCAUAUGAUCCAAAUAUAAAUGCUGCAGAACUGUCUGGAAAGGCAAAGGCUGCAAUCCAGUCUUUAAUAGACAGACAUCAGAAAAUACCAGGAAAUGUAUUUAGGGCUUUAAUGGAACGAUUUGAGACACAGCAGAAAGAAGACUAGUGUGUGGUGCAUAACAAACUACACAUUUACUUGUAAUAUUUUCAAAACUGUUUGUAACUUAUAUUAUUAUCCUCAAAAUUGAUUAUUAAAUGCAUUGUCUUAAUGAUAUUUCUUUUUUAAUGCAGAUGUUUUCUGUAUAGUUUAACAAGAGCUGUGAGCAAUGAUUUUUUUUUUUUCUUCCUCUGCAGUGACCAGUAUCAAACUUGAGCCCAAACUUGCAAUCUUACUCAGGUAAAAAUCUGACUAAUGUAAUUAGCUUUGAAGUGCAGUCCUAUAUUGAAAAAUAACUUAGUGAGAAUGACAUUGGAGGCUUCCAUAUUCAUGGUCUUUUGAUAAUUUCCAUCUCAAAUUUCCACGUAAAAAAAAUGUUUGGUCUAACUGCCAAGCCUGCAAACUCAUGGUGAAUUCUGAGAUGCAAGCUAGAUUCGUUCUAUCUAAACACCAUUACCAGAAAUAGAGGUUCUCCCAACCAAAUAAAGCCCUGAACUACACCUGUGAAACCCCAUUUUCUUUAGAUUAUGCCCUUGGCUACAUCUGUACAAACUUAAAUUACAUUCAAAGAUGUUGGCAUAGACAGGUGUAACUAGUCACUUAGCUUUACAUGCGGAACCUGUAGUCCUGGUGGUAAUGCUUCAGCUGGAAGGUAUCCAGCUUUAUUGUUGGAGCCCAGAAGGAGUUUGUGGGGCUGGAGCUUUAUUAGAAGAAAAAGAAAAGAAAAACAAAAACAAGAAACUGAGCAAACUUCUUACUUAAACCAGUAAGACACAAUACAUUUGGAACCCCAUAAUGCUAUUUUGAUGAAGUCAUUUUUCAGGAUAAAACCACAUGGGUUUUUUUGUCCCUGACUAAGGACUGUAGCCCCAUAAAUCUGCAAACAGAAAACCAGAUCGUUUUUUUGGCACAGUGAACUGAAUGCCUAAUGUUUCAGAAAGAAGGCAUGAGUAGUAAUCAAAACUGCAACAGUCAGAAUUUUUAAUUAUAUUACAAAAUAGAAUGCAAUGUGUAAUGUAUUUUUUCAGAGUUUCACCAUAUUCAGCAGUAUAAACAGGCUUUAUAAUUUUUGUAUAUAUGUACCUCACUAUUUUUGUAAAAAACUAUAUACAUUUUUUUUACGCAUCAGAAUUACUAAAAUAUGACUUGCCCUCAAUUAUGCAGUCUUCACUCAUAUAAUACUCUCACUAAAGUGCGUGGGGGGUUUGCCUGAAGAAGGAGUUGCAGGAUUGGGCUAGUUUUGUUCAUUGACAAUAAACUGAAUUUUUAUCGUAACUGAAUCACUGACUAAUGCAUGAAUUGUCUGAAUAGCAAAAUACCUUAAAUAUUUCCUGUAGAUAAGUACUCAAACUGUCAGUGACAAUAAAAUUAAUGUCUGGGAGUGCUCUUCAAUUGUAGGAGGCCAUCAUCUCCUGGUAGGCCUUUUAAAAAACAAAACACUUUUAAAGACACAAAGAGCAAAUCUCUUUCACUUAACUGUUACAGUUUGGUUAAUUCCUGCAAACACUUACGUGCACAUGCCUUACUUUACACACAACUUAAGUCCCAUUUAAAUCAAUAUGACUGUGCAUAUAUUUGCAGGAUCAGGGUUUUAUAUUAAGUGUAGAGUCAUAUGGGGGGAACAAAUGUCUGUACAUUAUAAGAUCUGCAGAAACAAUUCAUCUCUCUGUAUACUGUAGUGUUCUGUUUGAUUUAAAAUGUUUAGUUAAAAUGUUUAAGCUUGAAAAAAAUCAUGUCGUGAAAACAAAUGCCCUUUCCAAAGUCUUCAUUGAUUUGUGAUCUACUUGAAAAUUUAAGGGGAUGCUAUCAUGAUCUAAGAAUAACUUUAAUUUAUUGUUCUGUUUAAUGCAUUAGACCAUUAAAACUGAUAAUUUUUACUAAAACUUAUUUUUAUGUAAGUUAGAUAUUUUAUUUUUGCAUUUUUCUCAAGGUGGACAAUGAAAACAGACUAAGUUGUAGUUACCUUUCAGGAUGCACUAGGGCAGUGCUGACUGUUGGGGUUACACACUAUAUAGGGGAACACUUAAUAAUUUUUUUUUCAUGGUAAUUAAAUGAGAGAGAUCAACCUAUUAUGUUGAUCUUAGAUUUUGAAAGACUUGCUUUUACUUCACAUGGGGCCAAAUUUCACCUGACUUUGUCCCUUUAAUUUAAGAACUAUUGAAACUUAAGUAUCAAAUCAAAUGCAGUAUCAGUACUUUUUAGAUAUUAAAUACACUUUUUGUUUGUAUAGGCUUUUCAUAUUUAAUUCUCUAUUUGUGAUAUGUACUGUAUAAACAUACCCUACAGACAAAUAAAAUUGAAAUUACAACUGGA